Molecule: messenger RNA, 776 nt
Organism: Callorhinchus milii (elephant shark)
Lineage: Eukaryota; Metazoa; Chordata; Chondrichthyes; Chimaeriformes; Callorhinchidae
Product: epoxide hydrolase 1-like
Exons: 3
Coding region: 1-486 (161 amino acids)
Biological process (GO): arachidonate metabolic process; epoxide metabolic process
Molecular function (GO): epoxide hydrolase activity
Source: RefSeq, a predicted model, not a curated record
AUGCAGUUUUGUGUAGAUUGUCCUGGCGUUUUACAGAACUACCCAGAGACUGUUAAACAGAAACUGUUACAGCACCCAGGUAGUUGGGCAAAUGUACAUUUUUACUGCACAGCAUUGACUUCAGUGGUCCUAAGAGUGACUGGGAUUAAGAUAAUCAUAUUUACCCUGGACGAGCUUCUGACCAACGUGAUGAUUUACUGGGUGACCGGCUCUAUUACCUCCUCCAUGCAAUUCUACACAGAAAAUCUGAAGGGGAACCCCAUCGACCGCAUUGACGGCAAAGUCGAGACCUAUAUUCCCACUGGGCUGGCUGCCUUCCCCCAGGAGGUGGGACACAUGCCGCUAGUGUGGGCGAAGCAGAUGCAGAAGAAUGUGCUCAGUUACUCCUACAUGGCCCGGGGCGGUCAUUUUGCAGCAUUCGAGGAGCCGGGGUUGUUGGCUGAGGACAUCCGGAGGUUUGUCCAGAUGGUGGAGAAGAGAGCAUGAGUGCGAUGGUGCUGGGUCACUGAAGCGCUGGGAUUUCCCCCUGGAACGCCCAGCAUCCACCCACUUCCCCCGGAGCGCCUGGAAUUCCCCCCAGAACAUCCGAAUCCCCCACUCCUACCCCAGAGUGACGUCUGCUCUCAGCUGCAAAACUGGAAAUAAGCCUGAAAUCAAAUCCGUGGGGGGAACUGUGCUCCACUGAGAAAACUAUCACAAACAUCGCAACUAGCUGUUAGCUAGCUGGUCUUCACAUGCUGAGCGCAAUUCAUAUUAUAUUAAUUGUCUGCUGUGUU